CCCACCCGUCGCCCCCCUCACAGCCAAAGACCCCCAGCGAGGAGGCAGCGCCCUCAUAUCACCCGGCGGAGAGAGCCGUAGCAGAAGGCCCUCAGAGGCGGAACGGGGCCGCUAGCCCCGCCCUGCCCGGUCACGCGGCCCCGGGGCGGCGGUAAAGAGGCGAGAUCAAGGGGCGCCAGCCGCGCCCCUCGCCGAAAAGGCUUCUGGGAGUUUUAGUUCGGCUGCAGAAGGCGGGAACUGCCAUCGCCAGAGAAGAGUCGGCUCCAGCCUAUCAGUGAAGGAGGAACGGGGAGCGUCUUCGUAGGCUGCUUCUAUUGGGCAUCAGGGCUGGAAGCUAGAGCCAAUCAGAAGCGAGAGAGUGGGUACAGGGCGGGACAAAGAAGGCGAUGGCGUCGCCAUAGGAACUCAAGACGCCGUUCGGCCGGACGGGGUCUGUUGCGGUCGCACAGAACUUCAAACUAUGAGUCAGGCAAGUGAAGAAAGUUCCAGUGACACAGGAUUGGACAUCGAGGACCAACCUGUCUGUGCUCUAUCUCCAACAGUUCAUAGCCGAGAUGAGGGAUCCACUGAUGUAACAGCAAGUCCUGCAUUCCAGUUUUUGGAUGAGCUGUUUUCUACUGGAAAAAUCACAGGCACCAGAGUAAAUGAGCUGAAAGAAAAGUACACCCUGCUGCAUAAGACUGUGAUAAGUUUACAGGAAUCUGAGAUCCAGCUGUUGCAGGAAGCCAAACGUCUUACUGUAGAACUGGAACAGCAGCAACAUGAACUGGAAAAAGCAGAACAGUUCCCUGAAGAAUCCUCCAGUGAAGUUUCCCAAAUAAGGCAACAACUUCUUGGUUGCCAAAAUGAAUACAAGGCCAUUAAAGACCGAGAGUAUGAGAUUCAGUUCCGAAUGGAAUGUUUACAAGAAGAAAAAAACAUCCUGGAAAAUGAAUAUGAAAGAAUUCCAAGACAAAGAGAAAUAGAAAAGAAAAUGAAACAGUUGAAAGGGGAUUGUGAUGAGCUCUGCAAAGAAGUAAUCCAAAAGAAAGCAGAAAUUAAUGCAAUUAAGGAAGAUGUUUCAUCCAAGCAAAAGCUGAUGUUAGCAGAUGAGAACGAAAAGGACCAGCUCUUGGAGAAGCAGGCUUCUUUAAAAAGUGAGCUAGUUAAGAUCCUUGGUAUUCCAACACAACUCAGAAAAGAGACUCAGAAGCUAAAUCGGAAAAAAAGGGAUGCAGAGAAGCAGAAAGAAGCCCUCAAUCACCAAAUAGGUGAGCUGAAAGCUACUCUGAAAGACAUUGAAAAAAAGAGUGAAGAGAUUUUUCAAGAAAGAGAAGAUGUAAUGAAAGAAUUGCAUGAGAAACAAAUUUUGCUGGAAAGCAAAGAACAAGAAUGCAUUGCUUUGACAAAGUCCCUAGAAAUCAGCAGAGAGAAGGAAUCAGCAGUCCUAUUAGACAGAGCAGCUCUGGAAGAUACUUUAAAAACACGUGUCUUGGAGAUAAAAAAGCAGCAUGAUAUUUACUUUCACAAGCAAAUGCAGAGAGAUAAAGAACUGAGAAAUUUAAAAAAGAUGGCAUUACAACUGAAUGUGAUUUAUGAUUCCUUGAAAGAAGAUAAGUCACAGCUUGAAAGACUAAAGUUAGAGGCAGAAACUCUAUGUGAAAGUAAUGGAGUGUUGGUGGAAAGACGCCGAGAGCUGCAGAAAGAAAUGGAAGUGACCAAGAGACAGUUAGCUGAGCAGGAAACCAUGUCAGAUAUGGAUGCCCGGGUGUUAGAAGAAUGUAUUGCUGAAGAGGGUCAGCUUUUCCAAGAGCAGGAAAAACACAGACGUGAGCUAUCAAGACUUGUACAUCUAACCCAGCUCAGAGUUGAAGAGCGGGAACAGAAAUCCAGGGAUGUUCAGAAAGCCCAGGUGCAACUCCAAAACAUUAUUAAAGAAAUAAAAAGAAAGGAUCUUGAAAUAAGAGACUAUAAAAGGAGGAAAAGAGACAUUCAAAAGCAACUCCAAGGAUUUGCUAAAAUGUAUGAUAUUAUCCAAAAGGAAAGGAAUAAAUGUAUACAUUUGGUGCAUGCUGGUCAGCACAAAGCAAGUGAAAUUAGAACCCAGAUAAAAUUGCUAGGAAAUGAAAUGGAAAAAUUAAGGAAUAUUGUUCUAACCAAGAAAAGAAAACUGCAGAAACUACAUCUGAAGAAUAAAAACAGUGCAGCAAUUACAGACAGUUUCAAAAGUGAUUGUUGCAAAAUUGUACAGACCAUUCAUGAGAUGAAAGAAAAGAAGCAGCAACGGUGUCUGGAGCUUGAGCAAUUUACCAACACAGUCACACACAUUGAAAAGGAAAUUGUGCAGCAAUGCAAACAGUAUGAAAGGGCUAUUCAGCAACGAAAAGACAGUGGUCUUCUGCUGAGAGAUCGAGAAGAAGAACUGUGCAUUUUAUAUGAAAAAAUAAACACACAAGAGCUGCUGUGUAGGAAUGGAGAUAUUGAGUUGCAAGCUAUGGAUGAAAGGAUCAGAUUGCUGAAGCUGAAGGUAGCUGAGAAAAAGAGACAGAUUAAAUUGUGGUUCAAAACACUCCCAGCGAAGAAUGCCUUGGAUGCACAGCUGGUGGUACUUCAGAUACAGUAUUCCCAGUGCAAGGACAGGAUUAAACAGAUGGAGGACAUCUUUGCUGACCCUGCAAAUGAGAGUAGAAGGCGAGACUUGAGAGGGAAGGACCCAUCUCCACCUGAGCUGCUAAAAAAGAUUGAGCAGCUAGAGGCAGAGCUGGUGCAGAAGGAGAAGGAGUUGCUGGAGAAAGAUAUUCUCUAUGAGCACAUUUCCAAGCUGACAGACAGAAUACGCACCGAGGCAGCAAAUGGGAAUCAGGAAGCAUUGCACUUGGCUAAAAGGAAAAAUGAACUGCAGAAGAAGAUAAAGGACCGAACACGGCAGGUGAUGGCUCUUGUUGCAGAGGUAUCCAUGAAGCAAGCACUUGCCACUAAACUCCAGCAGGAAAUGAGAGACAAAGAACAGUUUUUGAUGACUGUUUCAUCAAGGGUAGAUCAAGGCCUUCCCCCUCCUAAAGAAACAGAAAAUGAAUGGUUGAAGAUCUUACACAAUGAGAAGAUGCAGAAAGCAGCAGCUGAAAACAGAGUUAAGCACGCCGCAGAGGAGGAGCAAGCUGCAGCGCCUGGCUGCAUGCACACGACAGCUGUGCACCGCCCGACCGCCUACAUCCCCGAUGAUGAAUUCAGCCUCCCGCUGCCGCGCCCCUAUGGCGCUCUGGCUCCUUUCAAACCAAGCGAGCCUGGUUCAAAUACGAGAUAUAUCAGAAAACCUCUUGUGAAGCCCAUUGAAAUCUGAACAGACAACACCUGAAAGCAGGCAGGAGAGCCCAUUACCGGCUGCUGGAUCUGAAAGGUCAGUAGCAUUUAUGCUGCACUGAAACGAUGGCCCUUGGUGUUUAGCCAAAUGCCGUACGAGAAAAGAGAGCUGAUACCAGAGCACAGCUGAACAGUCAGUGACCCAAGUUCCCUUCUCCUGCCUGUGAGGUACCUGGUAUCCCAAACGCAGUGCAGUGCUUUAAAGUGUUAAGAAAAAUGAGAGGUCACCAUACUAAGCCUAUUUUGCUUCUAGGUUUUAUUGCAUUUCAAUAUCUUUUAUAAUACAAUUCCUUAGAAGAAAAAAGGCUAGAAAAAUCAUCUCUCCUUAAUAUAAUACAGAGUCCCCAGCAUUUACACAAAUACAUCCACCUAGCUUGCUGCACUCUGGACUGGAGUUUACACUUGCCAGACAAAUUUCAAUUAUAUUGAGAAAAAUAAUCCUGCCCUCUAUGCUGUUACUGAGAAAGUGAAGCUCUCCACUGAUGGUACCAACAAGGGAAUGACCACCAAGUUGCCAAGUCUCUCCUGGGAACUGAAUCUUUUUAUUUUACUGUUAAGGAACAGGGAACAGCUGUGGACACUGCUCUGAGAGAGUAUCAGGGGCUGUUGUUGAAACACCUUCAAAAUCUAUCACAGUGUCAGUGAGCUAUGACAGAGUUGUUUUAAUACUAGUGAGGACUACAGCAAUCCUACAUCAGAACUUCAGAUUCUCUCUGCAUAGCAAACCACUAUUUUAAAUUAAUGGGAUAGUUCAGAACAUUAAACCAAAAAAAAUGCAAAUAACAUUGGUUCAGUGAUAUAUAUAAAUAAAAGUUGAAAAUUAA
Molecule: messenger RNA, 4163 nt
Organism: Pogoniulus pusillus (Red-fronted tinkerbird)
Lineage: Eukaryota; Metazoa; Chordata; Aves; Piciformes; Lybiidae
Gene: CCDC146
Product: coiled-coil domain containing 146
Exons: 19
Coding region: 461-3319 (952 amino acids)
Cellular component (GO): cytoskeleton
Source: RefSeq, a predicted model, not a curated record